AUCAUUUUGGCUAGGAAGGCUUUCUUUUCUAUCACUGUCGUUCCUAGUUUAUAUAAAAACUGAGACGUUUCAUGACGAAAACACGUUCACUGCGAUGAGAAGGAGAGAGAGAGAGAGAGCGAGAGAGAGAGAGAGAGAGAGAGAGUUGGUUAGUACGAAUUUACGGCUAAGAAACAACAUUAAUUUCUAAAGCCUUACAGAUGUAGGUGUGGGCGUAAAGAUGGAAGACUUACAGGAAGAGGGAACAAAAUAUUCAACUCCGGUUUGGUUUUCGUCAAAGUUAAAACUUUUCGACACUUGGAACAACUGCCAAAACAUUGUAGAGCGUCGCGGACAAUAUCGACAAUCGUUUUGAAAACCAAAAUGCGUCAGAGAGGACACUAGAACGUCUCGACAUUGAGUUCUCGUUUCCACAGCUUCUGGAGCCUGGUCCUCCCACUGACUGCACUCCACCAGGACCUCCGGAACAGACAUCAGCGAUGCUGGCAGCGAGCAUCUUGCGCCGAAGCUUCUCCUCCCACCGCCUCGGUAAAAAUGUCACCUACAUGACUGAGCACAUCAAGCCUGUGCUGGGGGCUCACGCCUGCGGGGACCAUAAACCUCUAACACUCCUGCUACCGUGGUUGGGAGCGCGUCCCCAGGCCGUGGCCAAAUACUGCGAAAUCUACCUCCACGCCGGGUUUGAUGUGCUCGUAGUUGAGAGUGAGGUACAAGAAUUCCUGUGGCCUCGCUGGAGUUUGCAGCACGGGAAGAAGCUGCUGGAUUUGUUGCACAGCGAGCGCUUCGCAUCGCGGCCGCUGCUCGUCCACGCCUUCUCCAUCGGCGGCUUCACUUUCUCACAGCUGCUAGUGCUGGUGUCCGAGGAUCCGCAGAAAUACGAGGCGCUCACGGGGAGGAUCAAAGGACAAAUCUAUGACAGCCUGGUGGUGGGGUCCCUGGAGUUGAUGGCUUCAGGUGUGGCCAAGAUUGUGUUUCCUCGCUGGGAGACGCCGGUGAAACAAAUGAGCCUGCUCUACUUGAAUGCCUUCAAGCGCCAAACCAUCGACUACUACAACAGGAGUACCAAAGUGUUCUGGAACUCUCCCGUCACCGCCCCCGCGCUCUUCUUCUACUGCGACAACGAUCCGCUGAGCAACCCGCUCGCGCUAGAGGAGUGCAUUGACUUCUGGCGGGGGCGCGGCGUGGCACUUACCGCGAAGAAGUGGGAGCACUCCAAACACGCCGGCCACCUGAAGAUACAUCCGCAAGAGUACGUGGACACUCUGGAAUCGUUCCUCCGCUCGCUCCAUAUUGUUCCGCUCAAGGCCAAGAUGUAGCAGUGAAAAAAUUACUUUCCUGAUUUCAAACUUCGCCAAAGUACUGUGACUUACUGUUAGAUAAAUUGUAGAAGUUAUCAUUUAUUUGCUUUGCUUGCAUUAGUAUAAUGGACAAUUUUAGAUGUCUCGCCUUCAAAAAGAAGACUCAGCAUCAUCCGAUGGAAGGGCGCCUGGACCAAGGACGUGAUCGGAUGUGGUCGGGUCGUGACAGGUGUUGGUUCAAUAUUAUGUGUUGUGUCUUAUUACUUAGAAUACUAUGUCUGGGAAAAACCCUCUUAUUAUCAAAUAUUUUGUGUUGUGUCUUAUUGCUUAGAACAUUAUGAUUUGUAAAUCCCUCCUAUUUCAAAUAAAAGCAGGAGCGAGGGGGGGGAUUGUUUAGAGCGUGUUGAGAGGCUGUGAUCUGAACAAUCUCCCAUACGCCCUCCUCAUGAGAAAAAGAAACCAGCGUCUUCAUUCCUUUUGUGUCUAUUUUUUAUAAUGUUGGGUAAGAUAAAUCCAACAUUAAAUUGGUCCUUCGAGCCGGAUGUCAACACACCCGAGGAUUCCAGUUGUGGAGCCGACUUCCAGUUAAGAGACCGUGGCCACGGCAAGUAAGACCCUUUUACGGGACUGGUCUUCGUCCUCCUCAACUGGGAUCUGAAGGUUGACGACAAUCCACAGGAUUGAAGACGAGUGGUGAGUUAAAUUUUUAAAAAAAAAUUUUGGGAAAAAAGGAUUAAAGAGUGAGUGAAUUGCGCGACGAAGAAGUCUGCGGCAGAACAAACCUUGUGUAAUACUAGUCACUGGCAAGUGGUCAAGAUGGACGACGGAAUCCGAUAAAAUCCGUGGGGACGGCGGGGUCCUGUACGUACUUAAAUUCCGUAUUUCUGUGUUUCUGUGUUUCCGUGUUUUCGUGUGUUUAUAAAAACGUUAUUAAUAUCGUGUGUAUGUGUAAAAGUAUGAAUGUAUAAGACGGGAUUGUAAGUGACAACUGAGUUUGGAAGCAAAGGCAAGAAUUCUCCGCCCCAAUUAGGGUAGAAGCUUGAGAAUUACCAAAACUCAGACAUUUAUUGUCACCCUGUCAUUUUUGAAUAAAGUCAGUAUUUAGGUCACUCUAGGUGCAAAUGAACUGACUUCCAAAUUCACAAAAAUGGGAAUAAAUAACAGUAAACCGGAUCAAAAAAUAGACCUAACGUGUGAAGAUUGGAAAUAUGUUCAACUACAAAACCAUUUCAAAAUAGAAGAUUUAAACACGUGGAUAACCAAAUACGGUUUCGCUGGCCAGCUAAAUUCGCAAAAAAUAGUUCAACUUCAAAACGAAAUAAAGUGUCGACACAAAAAUGAUAUAUCACAAAUACAAAAAGAUGGAUUUGACGACUUACUCUUCUGGUUAAACUGGACUAAUGAGGAUGUGAAAAAGGCCGUAGCCGGCAUCACACCUUAUCAACAACAGUUAAAAAAUGCUUUACAUGCGAAUUCGAAAGAACACAUUAACAGAUGGGUAGAUAAACAUUGGAUAAACCUAGCAACUGGCCCUCUGGAGGAAUAUGUUAAUCAUGCCCUCCACGCAGAAAGAGUGUUAGACAAAAAACAAAAAGAGAAGAUAGAUGUCUUCCUCGACGAAGAAGCAGAAAUAUACUAUCAAGGCAGAGAGAGAGAUAAUUUUAGAGGACACGGCAGAGACCGUGGGAGAGUAAGAUAUGGUAGAAAUCGAAAUUAUUAUGAUAAUACCAUCUGUUGGUGCUGUGGAAACAAAGGCCACAUUGCACGUGAAUGCCCUAAAAAAGAAAAAAAGAAAAGAGAAUACGGACAAACUACUGCAUGACUAGGCCAGCCUGCUUCCCAACUCAACAAAUCCUCUUGUGUAAACAUUACAGAGAAUGAGGAGGUGGAUUUCAAUUUACAGGACAUUCUGAGUUUGGACACUGAAAAACCUGAAAUAACCUUGUAGAAUGCCCAUUUUCGAAGUCCCGGAGUGCCCUGUGAAUUUGUUGGGAAGAGACGGCUUAUUCCAACUAGGACUUGUACUCAAACAUGAAUUAAACAUAAAUUAAAAAGAGAGGACCUCGAUGUAACACUGGAAAACAGAGAAAGUACAUUCUAUUACACAAUCGAUAUCCCAGACAAACCACAGUUAAACAUGGGAAAGGCCCUGUUGUCUGCAGCCUUGCAGCUUAUCACAA
Messenger RNA from Phyllopteryx taeniolatus (common seadragon), 3478 nucleotides. RefSeq lists its product as uncharacterized. Gene Ontology annotation, molecular function: serine hydrolase activity. The record is from RefSeq and is a predicted model, not a curated record. Lineage: Eukaryota; Metazoa; Chordata; Actinopteri; Syngnathiformes; Syngnathidae. The coding region runs from base 480 to 1316 and encodes 278 amino acids. The transcript is spliced from 4 exons.